AUGUCUCGUCGUCCCCGGGCAAGUUGGUACAGAUCCUCUCCACCUCCCCAGGCUGCAAAUCUCCCUGUUUUAGAGGACAAUGAUGAUGAAGUGGUGGUUCUUCCACCUGUGGACAACUCGGCUAUAAUCUCUCGCCUUAACCUCAGUCUCGUUGGCAGAAUGUUUCACCGUGGAGGUCGGAGCAUGGCUGCUCUCGUUUCUACCCUCCCCAAGGAGCAUAUUUGGGACUUAGAGGGACAUGUUCGUGGUAUCCCUCUCGGAGAAUCUCGCUUUCAGUUCUUCUUCGAAACUGAAGCGGACCUACUCAAGGUCUUGAAUAAGCGUCCCUGUCACUUCAACCACUGGUCCUUCGCUUUGGAGAGAUGGCAGCCGCACAUUGGUGCUUCCUUCCCCGACACCAUGACUUUUUGGAUCCGCAUUGAUGGUAUCCCUGCUGAGUAUUGGGUUUUUGACUCUCUCUCCGCCUUUGGAGCCUCUCUUGGUACUGUCCGGGCAGUUGACACUACCAAAGGCAGGAUACAAGUCUCUGUUCAAGCUGAUGCACCCCUGAAGUUUAAGAAACAAGCACAGAUCCCAACUGGUGAAACUGUUUCGGUCUCCUUGCUUUAUGAGAAACUCCACAGGUGGUGUUUAUACUGCCGCCGGAUUUGUCACGAACCUGAAUCUUGUCCUCUCCUGGAUAAGGAUCAGCGAAUCCUCUACCAGAAGCAGUUCGACCUGGAGAAGUCCCUAAGAGCUCCUCCAAGGGAUGAUAGCUCACACUCUCGUCUUCUUCCUCGACCGAGUGGAAGACGUCCAUUGGAGAACCGCCAGUCUGACCGUUCUUCCCUUCACCCAAAUCAGCGUGACUCUUCGCCUAGCCGGGUGGUGAGAAAAGAGAAAGCUCGUCGUGAGGCUCCCUAUCAAGUUCCUUCCCGUAGGGAAGGCGCUCCUCCAGCCCCCCACCGAUCUCACCUGCCACAUCAAAAGCAUAUUUCAGACCCAAAAGGGAAAGGCAAGAUGGAUGAUGUUGAGAAUGAUGACGAGAAUCAUGAAAACUUUUCCCCACGUAACCGGUCGGUCCUGCGUAUUGGUGAUGAUGGUGUUAUCCCUCAGAACAUCUCACAGCACUCGAAUCCCAAGCACUUGGAGUUGACUACAGUUUCUGACUCACAAGCUACGCUCUCUGAUCCCUACCUCUCCCAGGCCAAGGCAAAGCAAGACUGCCUCUCCCCAGAUUACGCCCGCGAUCGUCCCUUCCGUCUCACUCUUCAGAAGAAAUCAAAGCUCCCAUCAUCUAGUCACCAGUCUCCCGGGAGCAAGUCCGGAACCUCGACGCAUAAUCCUCCCGAGAUAGGAAGCUCGGCGAAAAAAUCCCUGAACUUCAAUGUUCAGGAGAAAAAUGGUGUGGAUCCUCAUCCCCCUCUCUCUUUUGCCAACCUAUCCUUGGAUAAUCAAUCCACCCAGAGACGUAAAAGUUGGUAUGAGAUGACCUUGGAAGAAGAGGCGGAGAACGCUGUGGCUGAAAUCUCUCCCUUCUCGGCUCCUGCCGCGGUGGAUCCUCCCCUAGCUCCGGUUGAUGCCCAGGCUGUUUGGGCGCCGCCUUUCGCCUCCGACCAGGCGUUUGAAGCUGCGCAGAUGGACGACCCCGAUGCGGAUAGCUUUGGCUCCAUGGAUGAUGAAAUGUUUGCGAACGAUGACCUUCUGGGUGAGGAUCUUCAUGCAUCCCUCCAGAAUCAGGAAGCCGCUCACCGUCCGCUGUCUCCCCCAGUAGCGAUUCCGGCGAGUAAGGCCGAGAUAAAAACUCUGAAGAGCAAGAUUGUCUCGGGCUCCUCCGUGCUUAGUGAUGGGCCUCCUGCUGUUUCCAGGCCCACUACGAAACCUUCUCCAUUGAUUGCUGGGCCGUCCAAACGAUCCAUUAAGAGCCCAUCUCUCCAUGUGAAUUCGGCUUCAAGGAAAAUUAAGCUUGCUAAAGGAGACUCCCGAUCACCUUGUUACUCCCGAGGGGCCUCUUAA
Capsella rubella is the source of this 1995-nucleotide messenger RNA. RefSeq lists its product as uncharacterized. The coding region runs from base 1 to 1995 and encodes 664 amino acids. The record is from RefSeq and is a predicted model, not a curated record. NCBI's taxonomy places the organism in Eukaryota, Viridiplantae, Streptophyta, Magnoliopsida, Brassicales, Brassicaceae. The transcript is spliced from 2 exons.